Messenger RNA from Symbiodinium sp. CCMP2592, 1092 nucleotides. The record is from the annotation of a GenBank genome assembly. NCBI's taxonomy places the organism in Eukaryota, Dinophyceae, Suessiales, Symbiodiniaceae.
AUGGAGACUGACGAGCUUUUGCACGUCCAGGCACCUCGCAUGUCGCGCUCUCGCUGGUACAUUGCCGGGUCCGGCGCAGCGCUUCUCCUCUUUGCCGGCGUCGCGAAGACCGCCUUUCCACAGACCUUGGGGUUCUCAUCUCCGAAGAACAUCAUCUUCAACACCGAGGUCUCUCACUGGGAGGAUCUUCCCGGCAUGGAUAAGGUGAUCCUGAAGGCCCAAAGCCUCAAGCACGACCGUCCGUUGCGUAACCUCGAGGACUUGUUCUACGACUCCCAGCCAGAGGAACUGCCCUGGAUCCGCACCGAGUGCGUCAUUGACGUCGUUCAGGCCGCUGCAUACCUGGACCAGGCCAUCGUCUUCCUCUACAAGGCCAUUGACUACGAUGGCCUGGAGUGCCCGAACAACUCCCCAGUGGGCUGCGCAGCGAGUGUGGCUGGCUUCAUCACUUCCAUCAGCUGGAUCGCAUCCUACCUGUCCUUCGCAGCCAACGCCUGUGGCCAGGCCGUCAACUCAGGUGCGAUUUGUGCUGGCGACUUCACGGCGUUGAUGGCCAACUUCGGAGAGAUUGCCACCGUGGGCGCGGCUGCCCGUGCGGACUGCAACUUCGGCAAGAACGCCCUCCAGAUCCUCACGCGCACGGAGACGAUCUCCCCUCCCUGGAAGCAGUUCAUCCCUGCCGGAGCCUCUCCGAAGGUUGAGAAGGCCUUGAAGAUUAAGGCGCACAAGGACCAACAGCGAAAUCGUGGUUUCGACAUCGCUCAGUGUGUCGCCGACGUCACGAAUUCGGCUUCCUACAUUGUCCGAGUUAUCCUACAGAUCCGCACCGCUGCGAGCGCCUGCCCUGACCCGAAGGCCUGCGCGAUCAACAUCAUGAACAUUAUCUCCUCCUUCGCUUGGAUCUCGCAGUUCACGGCCUUGGCAGUUUCUGAUUGCCAAGUGGGUGCUGACCAGAAGGCCCUGUGCACUGCUGAUAUCUCGGACAUGGUGGCUGCCCUGACGAAUGGACCGGCCGCUGGCAUUGCUUCGACUUCCGACUGCGCUGAUCUGCCAGACCCGGCCUCUGAGGAGAUGCACUUACCCAUGGACUAG